AAAAAAUGGCCAAUCAUAUUUCGGACUUCCUGCAAAUAAGUCGAAAUGAGAGGACUUUAUAAAACUUCCGUUAUUCUGAUCCUGUGGGCGACAAACUUCUGCGAUGUGACAUCAUCACUGCUGAAGGACUCCCGCACCGGGGGCCUGCACAUCCCGGAGAAGAUCAUCGACAUCAUCCAGAGCCACAAGAACAAGCCGGCGGCGGCGCAGGUGCAGCUGCAGGCCGGCUACCAGCAGCAACCCUCCCAGCAGUACCCACAGUACCAGCAACCCUGGCAGAACCAGAACCAAUACAACGGACAAUUCCAAGGACAGUACGCCAAUGGCUACACAAACAACGGCAACUACCAAGGAAACUACCCCCAGAAUGGAGGCAACUACGGACAGAACGGAGCACAGUUCCAGGGGCAAGGACAGUUCCAAGGAGGCUACCAGGGCAACCAAGGCUACCAGCAGGGUCAGCAAGCAGGAUUCCAAGCGCAAGGAAGCUUCGGACAAGGCAACCAGGGACAGUUCCAACAGAACGGAGGACAGUAUCAACAGUCGGGCCCUGGCGGACAGAGCCAGAUGUCUGGUGGUAAUUAUCAGUCAAGUGGAAACUUCCAGGGCGCAGGACACUACCAGCAAGGGCCGAACCAGUCCACCAGCGGACCCGUGCCUCAUCCGGGUCCAGUGCCCCAGCCGGGCGCCCCCAUACAGUACCCUAGUGGACCCAUCCAACAGCAGCCAGGACCAAUGCAACAAGGAACCGGACAGUACCAGACUUCUGGAGGAAACUAUCAGCAAACUGCUGGUCAAAACUCCCAAUCCGGGAACCAGUACCAAACUGGUGGGCAGUACCAAAUGGGUGGUCAGACGCAGCAGAUGACUGGGCAGUACCAGUCUGGCGGGCAGUACCAGGCUGCGCAGAACCAGCAGUCAGUCGCUCAGAACACCGUAUCUGGCAGUCAAUACCAGCAGGCACAAUUCGCUGCGAAUGGACAAACUACAUCGUCUCAAUCGUCGGGGCUCUACCAGCAGUCGAGCAACUCUUCGGGGACCAGUCACAUGCUGGCUGCUACUCAGAUGGGGUCGAGCACCCAGGGUACGAGCAACCAGGUGGCCAGCAGCAACGGGGGCCCGACGUGCGUGUGCCAGGCGUGGACGCCGCCCACCCCCGGGGUCCUCGCUGACGCACCAGUGGAAGACACGCCCACGCCACCUGCUGUUGAUAAGAAGGAAAUGUAGGGUGUAUUGUGAUGAUGGGCUGGAAA
This is a messenger RNA of Plutella xylostella (diamondback moth), 1253 nucleotides long. RefSeq lists its product as uncharacterized. The record is from RefSeq and is a predicted model, not a curated record. NCBI's taxonomy places the organism in Eukaryota, Metazoa, Arthropoda, Insecta, Lepidoptera, Plutellidae.